AUGUACGUGAGCUACCUGCUGGAGAAAGAGAGCCCCUCCAUGUACCCCGGCUCGGUGCGCCACGCGGGGGGGCUGAACUUGAGCGCCGCGCAAAACUUCGUGGGCGCUCCGCAGUAUCCGGACUACGGCGCCUACCACGUGCCCGCUGGGAUCGGACUGGACAACGCUCAGUCGCCAGGGUCGCCCUGGACAGCCGCCUACGGCGCGCCCCUGCGAGACGAGUGGAACGGCUAUGGGCAGGCGGGCGGCCCCGGGACGGCCCCUGCGGCCGCCGCAGCCCUGCACGGACCCAGCCCGGCCGCCUUGGCUUACAGCCCCGCCGGAGACUACCUCCCGCACCCGCACCACCCCUCCCAGGGACCUCCGGCGCCCCCCUGCGGGGUCCCCCCUUCCGCGGGGCUGAUGCAGCCUCUCAACCCGCCGCUCGGGUCGGAUCCUCUCUCCCCUGGCGGCCAGCGGCGGAACUUCUGCGACUGGAUGAGGAAGCCCACGGCGGGGGGACCCG
Molecule: messenger RNA, 505 nt
Organism: Pseudonaja textilis
Lineage: Eukaryota; Metazoa; Chordata; Lepidosauria; Squamata; Elapidae
Source: RefSeq, a predicted model, not a curated record